Messenger RNA from Parascedosporium putredinis, 252 nucleotides. NCBI's taxonomy places the organism in Eukaryota, Fungi, Ascomycota, Sordariomycetes, Microascales, Microascaceae. The record is from the annotation of a GenBank genome assembly.
AUGGCCAGCAACGCCGCUUUCCAGAAGGCUGCCGAGGAGUCCAAGCAGCUCACCAGCAAGCCCAGCAACGACGAGCUCCUCGAGCUCUACGCUCUCUACAAGGGCAAGGCCAAGAAGGGUGCUUGGCAGAAGAUUGUCGACGAGGGCGUCACUGCUGAGCAGGCUCAGGAGAGGUACAUUGCUCUCGUCGAGAAGCUCAAGGGAACCUACGGCUUCGACGCUAGCAAGCAGCCCGAGGCUGUUGGCGCGUAA